Vanessa tameamea is the source of this 1656-nucleotide messenger RNA. Its product is annotated as putative inositol monophosphatase 3. The coding region runs from base 83 to 1108 and encodes 341 amino acids. The transcript is spliced from 3 exons. Gene Ontology annotation, molecular function: 3'-nucleotidase activity. Lineage: Eukaryota; Metazoa; Arthropoda; Insecta; Lepidoptera; Nymphalidae. Gene Ontology annotation, cellular component: endomembrane system. The record is from RefSeq and is a predicted model, not a curated record.
UCAGCAAAUCUUAUUUGAAAUGAGAAUAUUGUUAUAACCGCCUAAAAAGGUUUAAAAAAUUGCAAGCUACAAUAAAUCUACAAUGAAUUUCGGUGGCACAUUAAGAGUUAACAAAUUCGCAUGUUUCACAUUAGUUUUUAUAUUAUUCCUUAUAAUUUAUUGGCGUUCUGGAGGUGCUGGUUAUCCUACUGACAAAAACGACUUAAUAAAUAUAAAAUCACUUUUAAAAGCGGCUAUACAUGCCGCCGAGCGAGGUGGAAAGAAAGUUAUUGAGGGUAAAAACCAUGAAUUGAAUAUAAAAAGUAAAGGCAAGACGUUGGAGGGAGCAAACGACCCGGUUACCGAUGCUGAUUACGCAUCGCAUUGUGCUAUGUACUAUGGUCUUAAAAACACAUUUCCAAAGUUAAACGUAAUAUCCGAGGAGCACUCUAAAGACGAUUCGAGUUGUCAAAAUCAAGAUGUAAUUGAUAUCGAAGCAACUCCCACAGAUCACAGAACAAUAGAUUACAUGAAUGACGAACAUGUAUACGUUAAGGAUGUUACGGUUUGGAUUGAUCCUCUGGACGCGACACAAGAAUAUACAGAGGGUUUAUAUCAAUAUGUUACAACAAUGGUAUGUGUGGCAAUCAAUGGUGUACCGAUUGUAGGUGUCAUACAUUACCCUUUCCCAACACGCACAUACUGGGGUUGGUAUACUAAGAAGACAUCCAGCAACAUUCCAAACAUACAACAUAAAGACGAAAAUAAAGAAAAACCCAGGGUUGUAAUAUCUAGGUCUCAUCCAGGUACAGUUGCUAAUAUUGCCAAAGAAUCGUUUGGACUUAAAACAGUUGUAACACAAGCUGCAGGAGCAGGUGACAAAGUGAUGGGAGUCGUAAAUGGUAACUUUGAUGUUUAUCUCCAUGCAACUGCUAUCAAAAAGUGGGAUUUAUGUGCGGGUAAUGCCAUAAUUAAGGCUGUUGAUGGUAAAAUGACCACAAUCAAAGGUGCAGAGAUUGACUACUCUCCUGACAGUGGUGUUAAAGUAACUGAUGGUAUCUUAGUAACGAGAUAUGAUCAUGAUUAUUACUUGAGUAAGUUACCGAAAUCUUUGACUGGUCAAACGUAAAUGGUUAAUUAGUUAUUAGAAUAAAUAAUCGAAUUUAGCAUAUUGCAUAGCAGAUACUGUGUAAGAUUUGUAAUGGAUGUAACUGGUUUUCAUUUAUAUUUUUAAAGUAGCAUUUUUAUUGCUUUUCAGAUAAAAUGAAUAUUUAUUUAUUUGACAAAAAAAAAAUAUUUUAAUAAACAGCAGCUUUAUUUAAUAAUUAUAGGUUAAUGUUCAUCUAAGGCUGUUGACUAUUUUUGGACAACACAAUACACAUGUCAGCUAUUCAAAACCCUGUAUUUUAAAUCAGAUCUGUUUUUUUUUUUAAAUCUUUGUUUGUGUUCUAAGAACUAAAAUUAUUUUUCGUCUUUUUUUAUUUAUAACAUUAAAUCUUUUAUGUUUUGUGCAAUUUUGGCUGUACAGUAGAACCUCGAUUAUCCGAACUAUUUGGGACCGAGCCUAGUUCGGAUAAUCGGAAUGUAGGUACUUGGUACAAGAUCAAACAAAAACAACACCUUUUCACAUAAAAUCUGUAGUCUAUUAAAAUUUGACAUACAUAUUAAAAUAUUUAA